AUGGACCGCAAUAUCGACAUUUACGCCAGCAAGUUGGGCGACGAGAAGCUGGACAUCAAAGUCAGAGCAAAUGUCGCAACCGAAUUGCGAGACAGCAUUGAGCCGCUCUGCCAGGGCGCAAGCUACCCCGUGUUCCUGGCAAAGCUAUGGCCUGUCUUUAAGACCAUUCUGAAAGGAGACCCGGUCUUCUUCAGCAUGUCAUAUGAGCAGAAACUCCGAAACUGUAUACUUGAGACACUCCAUCGACUACCCACAGCAUCUCCAGAUGUCGAACCGUACGCCGCGGACAUGGUGGAUGUGUUGAUGGAUCUUGCGCGCAUUGAGAACGAAGAAAAUGCGGUCCUGUGCAUGAAGACCAUCAUGGAUAUGGAGCGAAAUCAGGCCAAGGCUACCGCCGCACGGGUGCAGCCUUUCCUGGAGCUCAUCCAGGAGAUGUUCCAGACCAUGGACCAGGUAGUCCGGGACACCUUCGACACUCCCAAUCAAGCGACACCAUCCGGCAUGCCUUCAACGCCGAAUACCAGCGCGCAGAAUUUCCAAUCUCCUCGCCCAAGUUCACCUGCUACCUCUGUCUCAGACUUGGGUCCUGACCAGCAGGCAAGCAACGUGAUCUUGAAGGGAAUGCAGUCAUUCAAGGUUUUGGCCGAAUGUCCAAUCAUCGUAGUUUCGAUCUUCCAAACGCAUCGUGCUUCGGUUGCUCAGAAUGUGAAGCUUUUUGUGCCGCUGAUCAAGUCGAUCUUGCUCCUGCAGGCCAAGCCACAAGAGAAGGCACACGCAGACGCCGCCAGCCAGGGCACGAUCUUCACUGGAGUUUGCAAGGAGAUCAAGAACCGCGCGGCAUUCGGGGAGUUCAUUACAGCUCAAGUGAAGACGAUGAGUUUCUUGGCAUACUUGCUUCGCCUUUAUGCUCAUCAACUUCAAGAUUUUCUUCCCACGCUGCCAUCCGUUGUUGUCCGUCUGCUCCAAGAUUGCCCUCGAGAGAAGUCUGGCGCACGAAAGGAGCUACUCGUUGCCAUCCGCCAUAUUAUCAACUUCAAUUACCGGAAGAUCUUCCUGGAGAAGAUUGACGAACUUCUCGAUGAGCGUACUCUGAUUGGUGACGGCCUCACUGUAUACGAGACUAUGCGCCCUCUGGCGUACAGCAUGCUCGCUGAUCUUAUCCACCACGUUCGAGAGUACCUCAGCCGUGAUCAAAUUCGGCGCACGGUUGAAGUCUAUACCAAGAACCUUCAUGAUGACUUCCCCGGCACAAGUUUUCAGACAAUGAGUGCCAAGCUGCUUUUGAACAUGGCGGAGAAGAUUUCAAGGCUCGAAGACAAGCGCGAAGCACGCUAUUUCUUGAUCAUGAUUUUGGAUGCGAUUGGUGACAAGUUUGCCUCUAUGAACCAUCAGUUCAACAAUGCAGUCAAGGUUUCCAAGGCGUAUAAGGACUCCCGGAAGGACACAGAACCGCCCGUCGAGAACUACCUUGCGGAGAAGGACCAACCGCCUGAUUGGGACGAAAUCGACAUUUUCUCUGCCUCACCGAUUAAGACCACCAGCCCGCGAGAUCGUGGUGGGGACCCUGUCUCGGACAACAUCUUCCUUUUUAGGAAUCUGAUCAAUGGUCUGAAGAACAUUUUCCAUCAGCUGAAGAACUGUAAUCCAGACGACGUCCAGAUUGAUUCGAAUAGUGUUCCUAUCAACUGGUCUGAAGUCUCCUAUGGAUACAAUGCUGAGGAGGUUCGGGUGAUCAAGAAGCUCUUCCACGAGGGUGCCCGUGUGUUCCGCUACUAUGGUGUGGACCAGUCACCCCCUGAGAUGAACUACUCCUCUCCAUUCGAUUUCCUCGCUAGCCAAUACACCGCGCCCAUGACACGAGAAGAGAAAGAGCUCCUGGAGAGCUUUGGCACUGUCUUCCACUGCAUUGAUACCGCGACGUUCCACGAGGUCUUCCAUUCAGAAAUUCCCUAUCUGCAUGAGCUCAUGUUCGAACACGGGGCUCUGCUUCACCUGCCACAAUUCUUCCUCGCCAGUGAAGCAACAUCGCCAGCAUUCUCGGGAAUGGUAUUGCAGUACCUCAUGGAGCGCAUUCACGAGGUUGGAACUUCCGAUAUGACCAAGGCGAAGAUUCUGCUCAGGAUGUUCAAGCUGUCAUUCAUGGCCGUGACCCUGUUCUCCGUUCAAAACGAGCAGGUACUUCACCCCCAUGUCACCAAGAUUGUCACCAAGUGCAUCGAGUUGUCAGUCACGGCCGAGGAGCCUAUGAACUACUUCCUCCUGCUGCGUUCACUGUUCCGUAGUAUCGGCGGUGGACGUUUUGAGCUUCUGUACAAGGAAAUUCUUCCUCUUCUAGAAAUGCUCUUGGAAACGUUCAAUAACUUGCUCCUCGCUGCUCGCAAACCUCAGGUGCGGGAUCUCUACGUCGAGUUGACCUUGACGGUUCCCGCGCGAUUGAGUCAUCUUUUGCCUCAUCUGAGCUACCUCAUGCGACCGAUUGUGGUGGCCCUGCGUGCUGAUUCUGACCUCGUUGGGCAAGGUCUUCGCACCCUCGAACUUUGCGUGGACAACUUGACAGCCGACUAUCUCGACCCGAUCAUGUCUCCUAUCAUGGACGAGCUGAUGACUGCGCUUUGGGAUCAUCUCCGACCUCAUCCUUACAACCAUUUCCACGCCCACACUACCAUGCGCAUCCUCGGCAAGCUUGGUGGCCGCAACCGCAAGUUCUUGAAUCACCCGCCCGAGUUGAGCUUCCAGCAGUACUCCGAUGACAACCCCAGUUUCGACAUCCGACUCAUUGGUCCGAGCGAGAAGCGGCCUUUCCCAGUGGAUAUUGGUAUUGACCUGGCCAUCGGAAAGCUAAUGGAGGUACCAAAGUCUCCCGCAACCAAGACUUCGGAUAUCUACUACAAGCAGCAAGCCUAUCGUAUGCUGAGCUCGCACCUCAAACUCCAUAUUGGAUUUGAGAAUCUUCCCGACGAUCUGGCCUCUCUGAUUCGCCUUCAUGCCAACGAUCUCUUCGAGGGCAAAGCUGGUGCCAUGGUUGACAUCCUCGAGAAGUCUGAGAGAUCAGCAUCGAUCCCGAAGAAGGUGGUGCAGGAAGCCACUGUGAAGAAGCUUCUCAAGGCUUGUAUCUUUGCUACCACUGUCCCCGAACUCGAGCCAGCUGCAUCUGCUUUCGUAGCCGAUGUUUCCAAGCAUUUUGCCAUCGUCGAGGUUGGCCGCGCUCUUGCCCAAGCCCGCCACAACCGUAAGCCUUUCGAUGUCGCCAACGGAGAAGGUCCUGUUUACCUUGACUCUCGGGUCCUGGCCGAAGCUAUCGUUGAGUGUCUCUCGUCUGACAGCGCUCACGUUCGCGAGGCCGCGGAGCAGGCAAUGCUGGUUGUCAAAGAAGCCGCUGGAGUCAUGUUCGGUGCCCCGGAGAAAGGCUCCAAGCUUCCAUUCUUCCAACAUCUGGGCCGCGUCUUUUGCCACAGCUGCCACAGUGAGGAGUGGUUCACAAAGGCCGGUGGAAGCUUCGGCAUCAAGCUUUUGGCUACAAAGAUGGACCUUGGGGACUCAUGGUUGUAUGAGCGACACGUCGAAUUCUCUCGUGCGCUCCUCUACGUCAUCAAAGACACGCCUGCAGAUCUCCCUGCCUCUACGCGGGUACAGUCACAGGAAACUAUGACUUUGAUCCUUCAGCGCUGCGGAAAGCUGAUUCCCAAGGACGAUCUCAAGAACGAGAAGAGCCGUUUGUUCUCCCUGUGCGGCCUCUUCGUGUAUGAGCUUGGCCACAUGAACAAGCAUGUUCGCGAGACAUCAAAGCUCUGCUUUUCUACUCUCAAGGAGGAGCUGGGCUGCGAGGUGCACGAGCUCAUCCAUCCUGUUAGGGAUCGCCUUCUUCAGUCAAUUUUCAACAAGCCUCUGCGUGCUUUGCCAUUUGCCACGCAAAUCGGUUUCAUUGACGCCAUCACCUACUGCUUGAGCCUGCAGAACGAGAUUGUGAGCUUCAAUGAGCCGCUCAAUCGACUGAUGCUGGAGUCCCUUGCGCUUGCCGACGCCGAUGAUGACUCGCUUGCGUCCAAGCCAAAUGAGUUCAAGAACGCCGAUAUGAUUGUGAACUUGCGCGUCGCUUGCUUGCGCCUACUGUCCAUGGCCAUGAAUUUCCCUGACUUUGCCAACACUCCGCAGAACACCAGCCGUGCUCGAAUCAUCUCCGUCUUUUUCAAGUCCCUAUACUCGCGGGCCCCCGAAGUCAUCGAGGCCGCGAACGCUGGACUCAAGGAUGUCCUGACGCAGACCAACAAGCUUCCCAAGGACUUGCUCCAGAAUGGCCUGCGCCCGAUUCUCAUGAAUCUGCAGGAUCCCAAGCGUCUGAGUGUUGCUGGCCUGGAUGGUCUGGCUCGCCUCUUGACGCUCUUGACCAACUAUUUCAAGGUCGAGAUUGGUGCUCGCCUUUUGGAUCACAUGAAGGUCAUUGCCGAUGAUAUGACUUUGCAGAAAGUCUCCUUCAGCCUUGUCGAGCAGAACCCCUCCAUGAAGAUUGUGGCCGCCAUCUUUAAUAUCUUCCAUCUCCUUCCUCCGGCUGCCACGUCGUUCAUGGAGAACCUCAUCGACAAGGUUCUUGACCUUGAGAAGAAAUUGCGGAGAACAUCCCACAGUCCCUUCCGCAAGCCGCUCGUCAAGUAUCUCAACCGCUACCCCAAGGAGAGCUUGGCAUUCUUCCUUGCUCGCUUCAAGGAAGAGAGCUAUGGGCGUUUCUUCGGGCAGAUUUUGGCUGAUCCCGAGAGUGACGCUCUUCGCAAUGCGGUUGUGGCCGAUACUGAGAACUUUACCUCAACCGCAUUUGGGCUGGAUGCCACGGACGAGAAGAGGAACACUGCUGCGAUCAAUGGCAUUUACAUCGCACACUCCAUUUGCUCAUACAGUUCCACUAAGCGUUGGCUGGUUUCCCACGCGGAUCUGCGAAGCAAGCUCCUGUCCUCUGGGCGAGAGCUAGAGCGCAAGUUGCGAAGCGAUAGCUUGCCUCCUGAUGAGCGCCUUCGCGUCGAGCAGGCCGAGGACCAGUUGAUGGAUAUCUUCACCGUGUAUCUGACGGAAGCUUCUCAUGAUCUCGAUUUCCUCUUUGAAGUCAUCGAUGGAUUGUCUGCCGACGAGUUCAAGCGUACGCUGGCACUUCCCAAGUUCAUUUAUAGCCAUAUCAUCGUCAACGAAUCGAUUGACUACCGUCGAUCGGUCAUCAUGCGCUGUCUCGACCUGUACGGCCAGCGAGCCUGCUCUCAGAAGACCAAGACCUAUGCCUUCAGACACCUGGUCAACCCAAUUUUUGCUAUGGAUGUUCAGACCACAUGGAACAGCCCCGCCAACACCCCGAAGCUCAUGGAUAAGAGUAUGACCGAGUCUAUCCAGAGCCGUCUGUGGAAACCCCAGCUGGCUGAUUUGAGCGAGGAGUCGAGCCAAGCUGGAGUCGAUCAUUCCCGCAUGGAGCUGCUGCAGUUGUCAGCUCUGCUGAUCAAGUACCAUCAUCAGACGGUGCAGGACUCUCGAAAGGAUAUCAUCAAGUUCGCCUGGAAUUACAUCCGUCUCGAAGAUAUCAUCAACAAGUAUGGUGCCUAUGUGCUAAUCAGUUACUUCAUCGCCCAUUACGAGACGCCUUUCAAGAUUGUGAUCCAGGUCUAUGUCGCCUUGUUACGAGCGCAUCAGAACGAAGGCCGAGCUCUCGUCACGCAGGCUCUUGAUGUCUUGGCCCCGGUUCUACCAACGCGGACUGCUGGUAACCAAGGCCCCGAGGCAAGAUACCCGCUGUGGGCUAAGUGGCCGAGGCGUAUCCUAGCUGAGGAGACUGCCAACCUGCAGCAGGUGAUGAGCAUUUUCCAGUUCCUAGUGCGUAAGCCGGAUCUUUUCUACGAAUCGCGGGAACACUUUGUGCCUCUCAUUGUUCCUUCACUGAUCAAGAUCGCUGGACCACCAAACACGUCUAAUGAUAGCAAGAAACUUGCUCUCAACUUGAUUGGCCUGAUCUGGCACUGGGAAGAGAAACGUGUGCAGGCGAUUACAACAAGCCCCACCGUGCCAAAUGGAGCUCUCGAAUCGCCAAACGCGAAGAAGCGCAAGCUCGAGGAAACACAUGAGACGGCCUCCGCAUCUCCCUCACUUGGACCUCCACCUAGCCGAGAACGGUCUGAAUACACGGUGCCUCCUGAACUACGUGCUGCUCUGAUCAAGUAUCUCAUUACAUUCAUCACCACCAUUCCUGAGCGCUUUGUGGUUCCAGCUGCUCGAAUUCGCCAUGUGCCCACCAAUAAGCAACCACCUCCACAGCCAGUCCCAAUUGGUGAGAUGGUCAACAAGGCCGUUAGUCUUCUUCGGAACUUGCUUUCGAAGGAGUACUGGGGAGACCUGGAUAUCGAUCUCUACCAAAAGGUGACAGAGCCUAUCCUGGCUGGCGAGAAAGCAGACAAACCCGACGAGAAGCAGAUCACUCCUAUGGUCAACACCCUGCAGGUCUUGCGUGUCCUGAUCGCGUCCAAGCCCGAUGAGUGGAUCACAGCUCGCCUUGCAACCAUCCAGAAGCUUCUUGAGAAGCCUCUCAAGUCUGACAACCCGGAGAUUCAAGAUUGUUUGCACGGCUUGGAAGACGAUUUAGAUGUCUCUCCCAAGUUGCCACCUCCCGUCCGCCGUGUCCUCGAGGCUAUUCCAGAUGAUCAACCUGACGAUGAAGAUGCUAUGGAUACCGAAAGCACCCCGUCAGAGUUUGCUACAUACUUGUCUGCCAUUGCCACCGAGACGCUGUCCGCUAGCAACUACACUGCUGCCUUGAACACCCUGUGGACUCUCUCUAAGCUCAAGCCUGCCGAGAUCGACACGCACAUUCCAGCUGUUAUGAAGGCUUUCUCGCAGAAGCUUGCCAAGGAGCACGUUGCGGCCUCUACCCCCCAGAACGGCCAGCAGCCUCAGCAGGGUCAGAAACCAGCCGAAGGAGUUCCUGACAUGCAAGAAAUCGAAUUGGGUGUCGACCUCAUUUUCAAGACCAUUGAGCUCAUCUCAGUUAGGAUGUCUCAUCUCGGUGACCAGCGUCGACCGUUCCUCAGCGUGCUUGCUUCAAUCGUUGAGCGAUCCCAGAAUAACAAGCUGUGCAGCAAAGUCUUGGGUAUGGCCGAGGAGUGGAUCUUCCACUCAACCGAGUCAUGGCCAACCCUCAAAGAGAAGACGGCGGUGUUGCACAAGAUGUUGCUCUUCGAGUCUCGUCCGGAUCAGGUUAUGCUGAAGAAGUUCCUCGAUCUCGUUAUUCGCAUCUACGAGGACUCCAAGAUCACACGGACCGAGUUGACUGUCAGGCUUGAGCAUGCUUUCUUGAUCGGUACUCGGGCUCAAGACGUGGAGAUGCGGAACCGAUUCAUGAGCAUCUUCGAUAAGAGUUUGACUCGUCUCGCCAGCUCCCGGUUGAGCUAUGUGCUGACUUGCCAAAACUGGGAUACCCUCGCUGAUUCCUUCUGGCUGGCACAAGCCUCCCACUUGAUUCUUGGCUGUGUCGAUAUGAACACCACGGCUCGAUUGCACCAAGAUGAUUUCACGGUGUAUCCCCUGUCGUUCCUCUUCGCUGGUGGUGAAACGGACGCCAGGAAAGCCGACAUUAUGGUGGAGAGUCAGCUGGAGAAUUUCGUUGCUGACCGCAGGCGAUUCAUGUCCGACAUUGGCGACGUUCGGGUUCGUGACUUGAUUGAGCCUCUUUCUCAGCUCCAGCAUACCGACUCGCAGGUGGCUUACAAGCUGUGGACCACUUUGUUCCCUAUUUACUUGUCCACCCUGACCAAGGAGGAUCGCAUCGAUCUUGAAAAGGGCAUGGUCACUCUGCUUACCCGAGAGUACCACCAGCGACAAUUGGACAAGCGACCCAACGUUGUCCAAGCCCUUCUCGAAGGUGUUGUGCGUGCCAGCCCACGCUUCAAGGUUCCACCGCAUGUCAUGAAGUACCUCAGUCGAACAUAUGAUGCGUGGUAUACCGCUGCGACUUACCUGGAGGAAAGCGCCAUCAAGCCGAUCAUUGAUACUCCUACUGUUCGCGAGAGCAACCUGGAUGCCCUAGUUGAAGUCUAUGCUGGUCUUCAAGAAGAUGACUUCUUCUAUGGUACUUGGCGCCGCCGCUGCAAGUUUGUCGAAACCAAUGCAGCCCUUUCCUACGAGCAACAAGGCAUGUGGGACAAAUCUCAGCAGCUCUACGAGAACGCGCAAAUCAAGGCACGCUCCGGGGCAAUGCCCUUCUCGCAGGGGGAAUACUUCGUGUGGGAAGAUCACUGGCUGAUCUGCGCCCAGAAGCUUCAACAGUGGGAGAUUUUGAGUGAUUUCGCUAAGCACGAGAACUUAAAUGAUCUUCUGCUCGAGGCUGCCUGGAGGAACAUUGAAAACUGGCAGAGUGAAGGUACUCGUGAGCAACUCGAGUCCUUGAUCAAGUCCGUUUCCGAUGCUCCCACUCCACGACGCACCUUCUUCCAGGCAUUCAUGGCUCUUCUUCAGUACCACAUGAAGAAGGAGAACAUGCAAGACUUCAACAGCGUCUGCGAUGAGUCCAUUCAACUGUCAAUUCGCAAGUGGCUGCAACUGCCGAAGCGCAUCACCAAUGCCCAUAUCCCCAUUUUGCAACACUUCCAACUGCUGGUUGAGUUGCAUGAUGCCAGCCACAUUUGCGGUAGCCUGGCUCAGACCAACGAGCGGAAUCUGGACACCAAGUCCGCGGAGUUGAAGCUCCUUCUUGGAACCUGGCGGGACCGGUUGCCAAACCUGUGGGACGACAUCAACGCCUGGCAGGACCUUGUCACCUGGCGACAGCAUAUCUUCCAGCUUAUCAACCAGACGUACCUUAGUCUUCUUCCACCGCAGACUAACAAUGUGGCCAGCAACUCCUAUGCCUAUCGCGGAUACCACGAGACGGCUUGGAUUAUCAACCGUUUUGCCCAUGUCGCUCGGAAGCAUCAAAUGCCCGAAGUCUGCAUCAACCAGCUCAGCCGGAUUUACACACUGCCCAACAUUGAGAUCCAGGAAGCGUUCCUCAAGCUUCGGGAGCAGGCCAAGUGCCACUACCAGAACCCCAAGGAACUGAACAGUGGGCUGGAUGUGAUCAAUAACACCAACCUCAACUACUUUGGACCCCAGCAGAAGGCCGAGUUCUACACUCUCAAGGGCAUGUUCCUUGCUAAGCUCGACCACGUCAAUGAUGCCAACGAGGCUUUCGGAGUUGCUCUUUACUACGACCUCCGACUCGCAAAGGCCUGGUCUGAAUGGGGACAGUACAGCGAUCAACGGUUCAAGUCGGACCCGUCAGACUAUGAGUUGGCCAGCAACGCCGUCAGCUGUUAUUUGGAAGCGGCCGGUCUGUACAAGAGUGCCAAAUCGCGCAAGUUGCUCAGCCGUAUCCUUUGGCUUCUCAGCCUGGACAACGAUGAAGGACAGAUCGCCGGCGCCUUUGAAAACUUUAAGGGAGACACUCCAGUGUGGUAUUGGAUUACCUUCAUCCCUCAACUUCUUACCAGUCUGUCUCAUCGUGAGGCUCGUCUCUGCAAGGCUGUGCUGGUGAAGAUUGCCAAGCUCUACCCACAGGCCCUCUUCUUCCUCCUUCGCACGAAUCGGGAAGACAUGCUGAGCAUCAAGAAGCAGCAUGAUCAGAAGCAAGAGAAGCUGAACAAGGUCAGACAGGCCCAGCAGGGGGGAUCUUCGCCAAGCACCAAGCCACCCACGAGUGGUGACACAUCAUCCCCUGCCCAGAAGGCCCCAGCUAGUGCACCAGCCCCGAGUGCCUCUCCCGCCGGUCAGGCAGCGAACUUGCCGACAGCUCAAUCUCCGGCUCAAGCUGCACAAGGCCAGUCUCCCGCUCAGCCACCGAACGCGCAGGUCCAGGCCUCACCGCGCCAGGGCCAAGGUCAAAGUCCCAUCCCAGGCCAGCCGCAAGCCCAGGGUCAGCAGGCGCAAGGCCAUCUCCAAGUACCUGGACAGACUGGGCCUCUGCCGCCAAAUCAAGGUGCCGCUUCUGGGGAGUCUACCGAAAAGGAGCCCCUCCGAAAGCCAUGGGAGUACUCAGACGAGAUCAUGUCUGGCCUGAAGACUGCGUUCCCGCUGCUCGCUCUGUCUAUGGAAACAAUGGUCGACCAGAUCCACAAGAACUUCAAGUGCCCGCCCGACGAGGAUGCUUAUCGUCUCAUCGUCGCGCUUCUGAACGAUGGACUUGCCUACGUGGGUCGUAUGCCUGGAUCGUAUGCACAGGAUUUCAAGCUUCCGCCUGCCACCGAAGCCAAUAUUACCCGGUUUGCAGAGACUAUCCUUCCCGCGCACAUUCGCAAGUCCUUCGAGGCCGACUUUGUGGUCAAGAAGCCAACGAUGCACGAGUACAUCCAAAAGCUGCGCCGCUGGCGUGACAAGUUUGAGGAGAAGCUUGACCGUCGUCCUCAGUCUGGGUUCCUUGAGAGCUACUCGCCGCAUCUUAGCGAGUUCCGCUUCCUCAAGUUUGAUGAAGUUGAAGUUCCCGGACAAUACCUCCUGCAUAAAGACAAGAACCAGGACUUUGUUCGCAUCGAUCGUUUCCUACCCGACGUGGACCUCGUACGGGGUAUUGGCGUCUGUCAUCGCCGCUUGAAGAUUCGUGGUCACGACGGUAGCAUCCAAGCCUUUGCUGUUCAGCACCCUGCUGCACGCCACUGCCGCCGUGAAGAACGCAUUCUUCAGCUGUUCCGUAUCUUCAACGGCCUGCUAGCCAAGCGCAAGGAAAGCCGGCGCCGCAAUCUGUACUUCCAUCUCCCUCUGAUGGUACCAUUGGCACCGCACAUCCGUUUGGUCCGGGAUGACUCCUCGUAUAUCUCCAUGCAGGGCAUCUAUGAGGACUACUGCCGACGUGUUGGUAUGAACAAGGAUGAGCCGGUGCUUUUCACCAUGGAUCGUAUGCGGUCUCUGGCAGAGACAAAGCAGAAUCGCACGGCCGAUCAACAGCAGGUUCUUCGUACCGAGAUCUUGACCGCAAUUCAAGACAAAUGGGUUCCCAGCACUGUGGUAUUGGAGUACUUCCAGAACACCUAUCCCAAUUUCGCAGACUUCUGGCUGUUCCGACGCCAAUUCGCCUACCAGUACGCCGCGGUGGCCUUCAUGACCUACGUUAUGCACAUUGGCAACCGGUACCCGAACAAGAUUUUGGUGUCGCGCUCGACAGGCGAUAUCUGGGGUGCAGAGUUGAUUCCGACCAUCAACCCUGCCAAGGCAAUCUUCUACAACCCCGAGCAGGUGCCGUUCCGAUUUACUCCCAACAUCCAGACACUGCUCGGUCCCAUUGCCACUGAGGGUCUGUUUGCUUGUGCCAUGAUGGCUAUUGCCCGCUGCUUGACAGAGCCUCGACACGAGCUCGAGCAGCAGCUGAGUGUCUUUGUGCGUGACGAGAUGAUGUUCUGGGCCACUGCCCAACAUCGUGGCAACUUAGCUGUGCCGCAACUGCGCGAGCUGGUCUACAACAACAGCGAAAUCAUCGUUAACCGCGCUGUCAGCCUUGCCAGUCCACCUGAGGGCAAUCUACCCGCGAACCAAACUACAAUUGACUUGGUCUCUCGGGCCGUGAACCCGCAGCACUUGGCCUCGUGUGAUGCGUUGUGGAUGCCGUACCUCUAAGCGGCUACGUUUCUGCUUUGAGACCGUUUCUGUUUCUCUUGGCCUUGAUAGGGAAGGAAAGGGAAGGGCAUUAUUUAUUUGCAUAGCUAAAUGGGUAUUCAUUGGGUGGAUUGCUUCCAUGGGUGUGUUGUGUUUUUGAGCGUGGCGCUUGGGUCGAGGAGAAUGAUUGUUCUCUCCUUUUUUUUCUUUUACUUAUGAUAUUCGAUACCUUUCUUCCUGUAUGAUUUUACUGCUCUGUUUCCUUAACCUCGAAAAUUAGCUUUUAAUUUACAA
Molecule: messenger RNA, 11874 nt
Organism: Penicillium subrubescens
Lineage: Eukaryota; Fungi; Ascomycota; Eurotiomycetes; Eurotiales; Aspergillaceae
Product: histone acetyltransferase TRA1
Exons: 4
Coding region: 1-11601 (3866 amino acids)
Biological process (GO): DNA repair; regulation of DNA-templated transcription
Cellular component (GO): NuA4 histone acetyltransferase complex; SAGA complex; nucleus
Molecular function (GO): transcription coregulator activity; protein binding
Source: RefSeq, a predicted model, not a curated record